GUCCUUCUGCUUUAAAUGGGAGCAUCUGGCUCUUUCCUCCACAACAUCUUUCUUCCACCCAUUCUUCUAUUGUGAGAACUGCCUGCCUGACAUCUACCUGCCAGCCAUGGACCCCAACUGUGACUGCGUGAGCGGUAACUCUUGUACCUGUGCAGGCUCCUGCAAAUGUAAAUCCUGUCGAUGCACCUCCUGCAAGAAAAGCUGCUGCUCCUGCUGCCCGGCAGGAUGUGCCAAGUGUGCCCAGGGCUGUGUCUGCAAAGCCCCCCAGAUGGAGACUUGCAGCUGCUGCCACUGAUGCUCCCACCUUCCUGUGCCUGUAAAUAGAAGAAUUUGUAUGAGCCUGAAUUUUCAUACACCUUGGAUAUAUUUUUCUAUUUUUUCCCUAUAAAAUGUGUGAAUCAACAAGCAUUUAUUAAGCACUUAAUAUGACAAUAAACUCACUGAACCCUC
Messenger RNA from Vombatus ursinus (common wombat), 450 nucleotides. RefSeq names its product metallothionein-1B-like. Gene Ontology annotation, molecular function: metal ion binding. The coding region runs from base 107 to 295 and encodes 62 amino acids. The transcript has 3 exons. NCBI's taxonomy places the organism in Eukaryota, Metazoa, Chordata, Mammalia, Diprotodontia, Vombatidae. The record is from RefSeq and is a predicted model, not a curated record.